Mobula hypostoma (lesser devil ray) is the source of this 1704-nucleotide messenger RNA. RefSeq names its product ribonuclease H1 (gene rnaseh1). Gene Ontology annotation, molecular function: magnesium ion binding; nucleic acid binding; RNA-DNA hybrid ribonuclease activity. Lineage: Eukaryota; Metazoa; Chordata; Chondrichthyes; Myliobatiformes; Myliobatidae. Gene Ontology annotation, biological process: DNA replication, removal of RNA primer. The transcript is spliced from 8 exons. Bases 25 to 852 code for a protein of 275 amino acids. The record is from RefSeq and is a predicted model, not a curated record.
AGGAGGGCGUCAAUAAAGGGCCGGAUGUGGAAGUUGGGCGGUUUGGCUGUGCCGCUUAUCUGUCGAAUGAAGGGUCGGUUUUACUAUGCGGUGCGGGCAGGGAGGAACCCCGGGGUGUAUGGGACUUGGGAUGAAUGUAAAAAGCAAGUUGACAGAUUUCCUAAUGCCAUUUUCAAGAAGUUUGCUACAGAAGAUGAAGCAUGGGCUUUUGUAGGUACUGCAGCUAUAAAUUCACAAACUGCAUCAUCAGAAUGUGGUGGCCAAAGUAAGACUGCUGAUGAGUCUGAUGAUGAUGAUGAUGACGACAGCAAUGACGAUGACAAUGAGGAUGAGCCAUGCAGCAAAAGGUUCAAAAGUACAAAACCAUUCAUUGACUUGGAACAUAAGUUCACAUAUAUGGGAGAUGCUGUUGCAGUUUAUACUGAUGGCUGCUGUACAAGUAAUGGGAAAAAACAUCCUCGAGCUGGAAUCGGUGUGUACUGGGGUCCUGGUCACUCCCUAAAUUUGAGUGAACGACUUUCAGGAAGACAAACCAACCAAAGAGCAGAAAUAGUUGCCGCUUGUCGGGCACUUGAACAGGCAAAGGAACUCAAUAUUGAAAAGCUGGUUAUUUUCACUGAUAGCAUGUUUACAAUUAAUGGUAUUACAAAGUGGAUUAAUUCCUGGAAGACUAAUGGUUGGAAGCUUAGUUCAGGAGGAUCUGUAAUCAACAAAGAGGACUUCAAAAGGCUUGACAAAUUGACUUCUGGUAUCAAUAUCGAAUGGAUGCAUGUACCAGGUCAUGCAGGUUUCACAGGAAAUGAAGCAGCAGACAGUCUUGCAAAGGAUGGAGCAUCCAAACCACUAUGCUGAUGGUCACACUCAAGAAUGCACUAUCUAGAGUACCAUUCUGCAAUGCAUAUGUGUGUAUCAAAUGUUUACCAAGCAAAGUUAAUUUAAUCGUUUCAUUUUGGUAAAGCUUCAUAUUACUGACUGCUGGCUGUUACUGACAGUUGUUUAACCAUGCACUAAUGCAGUGUUCGACCUACUGUUGCAUCCUGCAUUGACAAUUCAUAUUUGUUGUAUCUACUGGCCAUGAUUUUCGAACGAUUGGUUCAAAUUCUAGGUUACGUAUCUGAAUUUCCAAUAUCCACUGCUAUCAUAGAAAUUCCUUGCUAAUAAAAUGUACUGAUAGAAAUAUGAAGGUUGAUUUAAAAUCAGAAUAACAAAUUUACUUUUCAUUCUCUCUGGACUGCAUGUCUAUAUUUAGAAGAUGUUCUUUAAUUUUCUGAGACACUUGCUGUUUAUUUGAGGUAAGUAAUAACUAAUAAAAGCUUUACCUCCUUGAUCCUCUUGGUACCUGCAUAGCAAAUGUUUCCAUGACAGCAUCACGUCUGGGAUUUGAUCCUUUUAUCAUAAUACUACAGACAUUUUAGUCUUAAUGUAAGUUGUACUCAUAACUUUUUAAUGACCAUUUGCAUUGAGCAUUUUGCUGCAGGAAUGCCUCUGUACAUUACCAAUUCACACGAAUUGAGCUGAUUGUCUAUAUAGGGUGCAAGAUAUUUAAUUUCAAGAUGGCGAACCUGGCCAGAAUAAGACUCAGUUUGUGCAUAUGACCGUUUUGUAAAGCAAAGAUUACACUGAAUAAAUUUUGUUCCAGUUUUGUACAUACAUUUUAAGGAGUUUUUGCUCUAUUUGUUCACAAACUCAAUAACAAUGAAGUAA